Molecule: messenger RNA, 2283 nt
Organism: Carassius auratus (goldfish)
Lineage: Eukaryota; Metazoa; Chordata; Actinopteri; Cypriniformes; Cyprinidae
Gene: letmd1
Product: LETM1 domain containing 1
Exons: 9
Coding region: 40-1125 (361 amino acids)
Biological process (GO): intracellular monoatomic cation homeostasis
Cellular component (GO): mitochondrial inner membrane
Molecular function (GO): ribosome binding
Source: RefSeq, a predicted model, not a curated record
AGACACGCCCACGUCGAACUGUCAGCUGCUCAGUCCAAGAUGGCGCUGUCCUGUAGAGGUGUAUGCCGCGGGGCUUCAUUGAUCUUACUGUACGGAAAACGACCUGUCGGGGUUAAAGCAAGUCUCUGCACACCCAGUCUGGCUCCCACAAAACCCAGUUUGUGGUUCGUUAGACACUACUCGCCUUCACAAGCCAGGCACGGGAUUGGUCGAAGCGUUGUGUCCGGUCUGAAAUGGGCCAAUGAGAAAUAUGAAAGAUUCCUGCAACGUCGCUUUCCAAGAUUUUACGUCAUUUAUCACACUUUUAUGAAAGGUUUCCGGCUCCUGUUUCAAGAUGGUAAAGAAGUGAGAAGAAUCGUAGCCCGCAUGCUCAGUGAAAGAAUAGAGCACCAGAACUUGCCUUACCGUGACAUGGAGAAAGUCAGGCAGCUCCGCAAGGACUUAAUCAAAGCCAUUCCAUUGGUCAUCAUAUCAAUACCUCCUUUUGCCAACUAUCUGGUCUUCAUCCUUAUGUACCUCUAUCCUCGUCAGCUUCUGAUCCGGCACUUCUGGACCCCACAGCAGCUGGUGGAGUUUCAGGGGGUGUAUCAUGCCCAGAGAGCCCAGCACCACUGGGCUAUCAUCAAAGGGAUGGAGAGCACAUCAACAUCGGUCCAAGACAGCCGACUCAGAAGCCGUCUUUCAGAGCUCUGCAGUAAGGUCCGAAGUGGAGUCCAUCCUGUGGUGUCUGAUGUCCAUGCAGUGAGAACUUUGUUCUCUGGACCUCCCUUGGGUAUCAGGAGUAUGUAUGCAGAUCAGAUGAGACACCUCUGUGCAUUGCUCUUCCUGACGCCCCGCCUCCCAGGCUUCUGGAUUGGUCGACGUUUGAACAGCCAUGCUUUUGAACUCAUGCAGCUUGACCGUGCUAUUGUUCGAUUAGGCUUGCAUCAGUUAAACGACACAGAGCUCAGAGAGGCAUGUUACGUGAGAGGACUGAAUCCAGACCGCCUGAGUUCAGGACAGUGCAAGGAAUGGCUCACACAGUGGUUGCAGUUCUCAACACACCUCAAAGAGUCUGAGACCUCCCUCUAUCUGCACUGUAUGGUGUUGCUAACUGUGAACUUCCCUAAACACCCACGUCACUGACCUGUGGAGGAAGUAAGUGACUUAUCUUCAAAACGUCAGGCCCUGAUCAUCCACCACCACACCCAAAGGCAAAACACCGUGGGAGCAAACAGACUUGUGUAUGCAAAUCCAAACCGUGCAACACAAGCUUUUUUUACCUUAAGUCUUUUGCCUUAGUCGCACAUUAAUUUCAAAAUGAAGAAAUUAUUAUUAAUUUUUUGUUUUGUUUUUUGCAGGAAUUAUUCUUUAAAAGGGGUUGUCAUUCUUUAAAAGCUUUUCUUGGAGAUGUAUCCAAUUUAGUUUACUUCAGUAAGGAACAGAUAGGAGGGACAUGGUCAUUGAAAGAUGUAAUUGGAAUUCUUGAAUUUUUCUAAUUUCAUUAUUAAAUUUUUUCCGCAUAUAGACAGGGUGUGUAAUUAAUGACGUACAUUUACACUAGGAGAGGUUCUAACCACAUCUGAGACCAAAAGCACACUGAACAUCUGCUUAAUGCAUCCAUUCAGGUCUUAUAUUGAACAUUUUCAUUCUGAAUAUUUAUUCUAUUAACAACAGUUGUUCAUGCACAGUCAUUUGUGAAUUGCAUUUUGUACCUUUGUUUAAAACCUGCACUGACAAGUAUCACAUUCAUUUUUCUAGUUUCUUGCUCAAGAUGGUUUAAAAUGUUUUAUUAUAGAAACCCAUUUUUUAUGUUUUAAAUCUGUUGUCCAAACUGAAAAGAGGUUUACAGCCUUUAAAAAUACUGGAGAUAAAGUGAAUUCCUUAAUAUAUUAUUAAGCUAUGUUCUAUAAUGCAGCAUAUACUUAUUUUAAUUACAUUUAUUUAUUUUUGAGUUCUAAAGACUACAUGAACAAUAUUGCGCCUUGUUCUUGUCCUAUCCAAUAAGAAGCGGUUUCCUGUGAGCACUGGGCUGUUUGGUCAUAGCAUUUAUGUUAUGCUAAAUGAGUCUUGUCAAGUUCUGAAAUAACUUGAUCUUCUUAUUCAGCCUUUUAGCAGGUGCCUUUUACUUAAACACAGGUACAAAAGAGGUGCAGUUCAUGCAGUUAUCUUUACCUGUUGCCAGAUGUGUUGCUUUAUUUUGUUUUUAUAUAAAGAGACAAUGCUGUUUGGUUCAGUGUUAGUCAGUACACAUAGUCAGUGCAGUAUGAAAAUAUUGCAACUUCUAUUAAAAGACGUCAAACU